AUGUCAAAUUUUGGUAUUGCAUUUCAUAAUCUAUUACAAUCAAUUCGUUAUCCAGGAAUAAAUCAAUAUGAACCAUAUAAUUUCGAUUGGUUUGUUUAUCAGCCUGGUCUUGAACCAUUUCUAACUUGGAUUGUUGAGAAUUUAUCCGAUGAAAAUAUUUUAACGGAAGAUGAAUUAACUAGAUAUGCUUUAAUAAGUAAUGAUGUAAUUGAGCAGAAUGAUGAACGACAAAAACUUCUCGAUAUUCUUAUAUCACUUGACAAUGGAAAAAUGGUACUGCCAUGGCCAAAUCAUCAACGAAAUCUAACUGAACAAUAUUCAUGCAUCAAAGCUCAAACUCAAGCGUUAAAAUGUCAAUUGAAUUGGAAACAACAGCAAUAUAAGACUUUGCUAAUGAAAGGACCCAAAGCCAAAGAAAAAAUUCGUGAAACACGUCGACAAAUAGAACAAUUAUUACAGCUUUCGUCACCCCAAAAUCUGCUUCAAACACCAAUAAAUGCAAAUAAUUUUCAACAAUCUGGAAUGAAUUUUAUACAAAUGGAAAGAAAUUAUCUGUCUGUUCUUCAGAAUAUUUGGACUGAUGAAAGUAUAUCGGAACAAAAUCCAAGCAUGGAUCUUAUUGCACAAUUAAAUAAUCGAACUGUUAAACUUGUUCGAUUAGAAGUCGAAUCAGCUUUGGCAAGUGUUGAAUUCGAUACACUUAAAUCUCAAUUACAAUUAUGUGUUCAAUUAAAAAAAUAUUUUGAUUCAACACCAAUUGAUGACUUGAAAAAACUAGCUGAUCGUCUUGGCUCAAAAUCCGCUGUUCAUCAACAGCAACGCAAUCAAUAUGAAACUCAAUUAUCUAAUGUAUAUUUAUCGCGUCACGAACAUUUACUUGAAACUAUAUAUUUAAAUAUUCUGGAAAAACAAUUCACAAAUGAUAAUCGUCUUGCUUUGAAACAACAAAUUAUACUUGAUAGUCUCAAUCAACAUUUGCAUUUUUCUAAAUUAGUGGAUGGUUUACUUGAACAUAGACUAUCACUCAUCGAUCAAAUAACAGAUCAAAUGAAUAAAAUAAUAAAUUAUAUUAAAAUGAUUGUUGAAAAUUCCAAAUCAUCAGUUUCUACAACGGAUGUAAAACAAACAAAACAAAAUUUAAAGAUUGAUUUAAAUAUUAAAAAUUUAAUUGAAAGAGUUAAACAAAUUGAAAAUGAUUUUUCGAAAAAUAAUUUAACUGUCAAUUCGUUUCUUGAUUACAUUAAUCGACAGACUGAAGAUUUUCGACCCAAAGGAAAUAAUUUAUCAAUGGAACUUGAUAAUCUUCUUCAAAGUAGAACAAAUGAAUGGAAAAGUCUUAUUACAACCAAUAAACACUAG
Rotaria socialis is the source of this 1359-nucleotide messenger RNA. Lineage: Eukaryota; Metazoa; Rotifera; Eurotatoria; Philodinida; Philodinidae. The record is from the annotation of a GenBank genome assembly.